GAACAGUUCCCAAACUUAGCAGCAUUUCACAAUCUUCACUUCCUUAAAUUCUUGGGGUCCCUCUUCCUUUUUUUUCUCUUUCCUUCUUUCUUCUGUAGCUUUCAAUAUGUGAAAAGAAAAUCCAAUCAACUCAAAAAAUAAAGAAAAGAAAAGGAAAAAAGUACAGCUGAAGAGAUCUACUGAAUAGCCUACUUGAGCUCUUACUCAGUCACUAUGCAGUUGCAGUAGAGAUCUUGAAGUAGCCAAAAAGUUGUUUCAUCUACUACUGUUACUGUUACUCUUUUAGGGGUUUCUAGUUAGUUUUACUUUAAGAUCUGUGGCUCACUUGCUUCUUCUGCUUAUUUGAAGAAAAGGGUGUUUAGGGUUUGUGUUGUUUCUUGAUUUUGAAGUGACUAAUUGAAGAUCUGGGACAAGUAUGAAGCAGCUGUUGAUGGUGGUGUUUAGCUGUGGAACUGGGUUUGGAUGAGAAUAUGGUUUCUUGCUUCUUGGUUUUUGCUUGGGGUGGGGGGUGGGGGUGGGUGUUGUACUAGUAAAGUUUUCAUUUUUGGGGUUUUAUACUUUCUGGGGUUGCUCUUUUUUGGCUUAACUAGUGAAAAGUAAGUUGCUUGAUAGGAGUUAGUUGAUUGGCUGAAAUGAGGGUAUCUUCAUCUGGGUUCAAUCCUCAGCCAGAGGAAGCAGCAGGGGAGAAGAAAUGCUUGAAUUCAGAGCUGUGGCACGCGUGUGCAGGACCACUAGUUUCACUUCCACCUGUAGGAAGCAGAGUGGUGUAUUUUCCUCAAGGGCAUAGUGAGCAGGUUGCUGCCUCGACCAACAAGGAAGUAGAUGCUCAUAUCCCUAAUUAUCCUGGUUUACCGCCUCAAUUAAUUUGUCAGCUUCACAACCUGACAAUGCAUGCAGAUGUUGAGACUGAUGAAGUAUAUGCUCAAAUGACAUUGCAGCCACUAAGUCCACAAGAGCAGAAGGAUGUGUGCCUGCUACCAGCAGAACUUGGCAUCCCGAGUAAACAACCAACUAACUAUUUCUGCAAAACUUUGACGGCAAGUGAUACCAGUACUCAUGGUGGAUUCUCUGUCCCUCGCCGAGCGGCAGAAAAAGUUUUCCCCCCUCUUGAUUACUCUCAGCAGCCACCCUGUCAAGAAUUGAUUGCAAAAGAUCUCCAUGGGAAUGAAUGGAAAUUCCGGCAUAUUUUUCGCGGACAACCAAAGAGGCAUCUAUUGACAACAGGAUGGAGUGUGUUUGUGAGUGCAAAGAGACUUGUUGCAGGCGAUGCAGUUAUCUUUAUCUGGAACGAAAACAAUCAGUUGCUUUUGGGGAUUCGACGUGCUAAUCGUCCUCAAACUGUCAUGCCUUCUUCAGUGUUGUCAAGUGAUAGCAUGCACAUUGGUCUCCUAGCUGCAGCGGCUCAUGCAGCUGCAACUAAUAGCCGCUUUACAAUAUUUUAUAAUCCAAGGGCUAGCCCAUCAGAGUUUGUCAUACCUCUUGCCAAGUAUGCUAAAGCAGUGUAUCAUACUCGAAUUUCUGUUGGUAUGAGGUUCCGGAUGCUGUUUGAAACAGAAGAAUCGAGUGUCCGUAGGUACAUGGGUACAAUUACUGGCAUCAGUGAUUUAGAUCCUGUUCGUUGGCCAAAUUCACACUGGCGGUCCGUGAAGGUCGGAUGGGAUGAAUCAACUGCAGGAGAGAGGCAGCCCAGAGUUUCUCUGUGGGAAAUUGAACCUCUGACAACUUUCCCUAUGUAUCCUUCUCCUUUCUCCCUUAGGCUAAAGCGACCUUGGCCAUCUGGACUACCUUCUCUCCCUGGUUUCCCUAAUGGUGAUAUGACUAUGAAUUCUCAACUCUCAUGGCUGCGUGGUGACAUGGGUGAUCAGGGGAUGCAGUCGCUUAAUUUCCAGGGAUUUGGGGUUACUCCAUUUAUGCAACCAAGAAUGGAUGCUUCUAUGUUAGGUUUGCAACCUGACAUUCUGCAAACAAUGGCAGCACUAGAUCCAUCGAAACUUGCAAAUCAAUCCCUUAUGCAGUUCCAACAUAGUAUUCCUAACAGUUCAGCGUCUUUGAGUCAGAGUCAGAUGUUGCAGCCUUCUCAUUCACAGCAAAAUCUGAUCCAAGGCUUCUCAGAAAACCACUUAAUAUCUCAGGCGCAGAUGCUUCAGCAACAAUUGCAGCGGCGUCAAAAUUAUAAUGAUCAACAGCACUUGCUGCAGCCACAGCUUCAGCAGCAUCAAGAAGUGAACUCGCAGUUUCAACAUCAACAGCAAACCAAGGCGAUCUCCAGUCUCUCUCAGAUGGCUUCGGCUACGCAGCCCCAGCUUUCUCAUUUGCAAGUCUUAAGUUCGACUGGUUCCCAACAAAUCUUUUCUGAUAUACUGGGUAACCAUGUCAAUGCAUCUAGUAAUUCUAAUAUGCAAAGUCUGUUGAGUUCAUUUUCCCGUGAUGGAGCAUCUUCUGUCCUGAACAUGCAUGAAACUCACCCUCUAGUGUCUUCGUCCUCAUCAUCAAAGCGAAUUGCCCUAGAAUCUCAGCCCCCUUCUCGGGUUACUCCAUUUGUUGUGUCUCAGCCUGAGGAUGUGAUAGCGCACAAUACUAAGGUCUCAGAUCUUUCCUCUUUGCUGCCACCUUUUCCUGGCAGGGAAUCUUUUUCUGAUUAUAGAGGAGUAGAAGAUAGCCAAAGCAACGCACUCUAUGGAUUUACCGACUCUUUGAACAUACUGCAGACCGGUAUGUCCAACAUGAAGGGUAGUAGUGGUGAUAAUGGAUCUUUAUCUAUUCCUUAUGCUACCUCUACCUUCACAAGUACAGUGGGCAAUGAGUAUCCCCUUAACUCAGACAUGACAACGUCAAGUUGUGUAGAUGAAUCAGGUUUCUUGCAGUCCUCAGAAAAUGGGGACCAAGGAAACCCAAAUAAUAGAACCUUUGUGAAGGUUCACAAAUCAGGGUCCUUUGGACGGUCACUCGAUAUCUCCAAAUUUAGCAGCUAUCACGAACUUCGAAGUGAGCUUGCUCGCAUGUUUGGGCUAGAAGGCUUGUUGGAGGACCCUGAGAGAUCAGGCUGGCAGCUUGUAAUUGUUGACCGAGAGAAUGAUGUCCUCCUCCUCGGUGACGAUCCUUGGCAGGAGUUUGUGAACAAUGUUUGGCAUAUCAAGAUACUUUCUCCACAUGAGGUGCACCAGAUGGGGAAAGAGGGCCUUGAUCUUCCAAAUGGCGUCCAAGCGCAGAUGCUUCCUGGCAAUGUCAAUGUAUGUGAUGACUAUAUGAAUCAGAAGGGCUCCCGAAAUACUAUGAACAGGAUACCGUUGGGGUCACUUGACUACUAUGACCAUUAGUGUGACCUGCCUAAGAUUAAAUGUCCAUUUACGCUGUAUUUGCGAGGGGGUAAGAUUAAUUAUUGGGGACAGACAGCCCGGUAAAAUAGAAGUUGAUCUUUCUUCUUCACAUCCUCAUAGAUGCUUGAGCUUCAAGGUUGGUUGGAGGCAAUAAUGGUGGUUAGAGUUUUAAUUCUGAAGACAGAUCCUUGGUGAGCUCGGGGGGGGGGGGGGGG
Solanum dulcamara is the source of this 3532-nucleotide messenger RNA. RefSeq names its product auxin response factor 6-like. The record is from RefSeq and is a predicted model, not a curated record. Gene Ontology annotation, molecular function: DNA binding; protein binding. Gene Ontology annotation, cellular component: nucleus. The transcript has 15 exons. Gene Ontology annotation, biological process: response to hormone; regulation of DNA-templated transcription. Bases 633 to 3317 code for a protein of 894 amino acids. Lineage: Eukaryota; Viridiplantae; Streptophyta; Magnoliopsida; Solanales; Solanaceae.